AUGAGUUCAGUUAGCGUGCCACUACGUCCGUCGCACGGCCAAUGGAGCUCAUCACCAAAUAGCACUUGUAUACCGAGUUGCAAGAAAGAAUCAGGUAUGAAAAGGAUGAAUCACGUGAAGUCGUUAUCUUCUGAUACAUCUUCUGAUAACACUGGAGAAGAUAUAUCUUUGUUGGAUUGCCAUUGUACUUCCCUCGGAGCAAGUGAUAUCUCAUUAACAACAAAUUCGGGAUCCGUUCAGGAAUUUACCGGUACGAAUACCUCGUCUUCCACUCCAUCGACGACUCAAACAGCGAAAAAAAAGCUAAAUAACGUUAAAAGUACUUCUCGUGUUGUACCGAGGCCCAAGCCUAACUAUGAAAAAAGUUUGGAAUAUUUCCAGUGGGUAGACAAUGCUCCAAGACGUCCACCAUCUUAUAAGUCAGUUAAUUCAAACAGGAGAAUCACCUAUCCAAUUUAUGAAACUCUUGAUGAUAAUGUAUUGCCUGGUUACUCUCCUGCAGUUAAAGCAAUCACUGUGAUUUCACUGAAACAAGAAUGGCUUAACCCAUACGAAUUGUCUUCAUCUAGGGCCUGGAAGAAUUUUAUCAUGGAGAUUAAUUCUACUCAACUAAAUUUUUACCAUAUCCAUGAGUCACUAACAAGUAAUAUCAAGAAUUAUUACGGGGGGCCUACAAAUUUCCCUAAUGAUUUGAAUUCUUCCAAGCAAUCCACAAGAUUUUUGCCUUCUUUACACUCAAAGAGCACCUAUCAGUUCAAUAGGUCAGACCAGCAAUGGAUAACCAAAAUGAUUCAAAGCAAUGAAAAAAAGUACUUGUCUAAUGACAUGCUUUUCAAAUCUUUCAGUUUGCAAUACGGAAAGUUUGGCAUACCCACAGAUUACACUAAGAAGACCUUUGUGCUCAGGUUAAGAUGUGAAUUACAACAAUUUUUGAUAAAUUUUGCACACGUCGAUGAUAUGAUAGAUUGGAGCGUUUCCCUUUCAAUUGGUAUAGAUGUUUCGUUGGAUUUGGCUUAUAGAGAAAUGCCUACAUAUCGGACCGUCCCAAGAAGAAGACGUCGUGGUCAUCGCAGGAGAAGAAGAAGAAAUAAAUCUAAUGGAGGUACCUCACUUGGUUUGCAACGGAUGCUUCAAGUGGGGACCGGACAAUCAUCCAGGGCACAAUCUCCAAUGGAAAGCAGACGCCUGUCCGCCUCAUCAAUCGGAGCUCGAGCGGAAGCCCAUGUAAGACCGGUUUUAGCCUCCACUAGAAGUACUGGGUUUGUGUUAGAAGCGCUAACAAACCGACCAAAGGAGGCAGAUUCUUCCCGUUCUAUCAAAACAAUCUCAGCCAAACCCACUUACCAAAGAAGAUCAAGUGAAUCUUCCAUCAAAGGAAUCAAAUCAAAACUGGCUACCAUGUUCCAUCACGGAAAGAAGCCUGUUCAAACUCAUAAGAGACAAGGAAGCGUUGCAAGCGCGUUAAAUUGCGUGAUAGAAGACGAUGAUGAUUCUGACAUUGACCCUCUUACUGAUACCAAUCCGAAAUCGAACAUUGACGAUAAGAAUAAAGACUCUCCUAUAACUCCGCUUAAAAGAGUCGCAGGUAAGCCUCUCUUCUCCACUUCUGCUGGUAAUACACCAGAGAAGCGCUUGGGAUCUAUUGCUUCUACGGAAUUGGAAUUCUCAAAACAGACAGAACUCCCUUCACAACAAACACCUGAAUUUGAUAAAGGCGAUCUGGGAUCAAUUCCCAUUAUUCCACAUUUGGAUGAAGAUUUCUCGACUGAGAACGACCUCUCAGCACAAACUGGUUAUCAAAAUGCUAUAUGUUCUCGUCUUGAGCUCAAUGAGCUACAAACUAUUCUUAACGAACAUAACGAAGAGGAUAGCGAGGAACAGGAUCAAGACCAGGAAGAAGAGGAAGAAGAGGAAGAAGAAGAGGAAGAUGAAGACGACGGUACUGAAACUGCUGCUAGCUCUAACGAGCUUCCUACAAGACAUGCACGUUCAGCAGCUUCCUCCAUUUAUCAUGAAGAGGGGAUUUUCCAUGACAGCGAUGAUGACUAUAUAUACGUUCCAACUGAAAUCCAUCGCCGGAGAACAUCUUCAAUCACUAGUAAUUUGUCAAAUACUCCUUACGGAGGCGAUGAAAUGAAAUGGAAUCCGCCUCGAAAGGAAAUUACUCGCAGACGGUACAUUCGCGAUUCCUUACGUUGCAUUAAACCUUUAGGAUUUGAUGAAUCGUGGGUCAACAAAAUCGCAUUAGCGCCCUCCAUGGGACCAAAAUAUGAAACCAAUAACCCACCAGUAUCUGGGUUUAUAUCAAAUUCUGAUUUAUCAUCUAAGAACAAGUUUUCUCUCAAAAAACUAUACAAUACUCAACCCGCAUUGCUGUUAAGCAGAUGUAAAAACCAUUACUUGACACCAUACAUCAUUACUCCUUCAGGACUUGUACGAGCCAUUCCUAAGGAGUGA
Molecule: messenger RNA, 2457 nt
Organism: Kluyveromyces lactis
Lineage: Eukaryota; Fungi; Ascomycota; Saccharomycetes; Saccharomycetales; Saccharomycetaceae
Exons: 1
Coding region: 1-2457 (818 amino acids)
Source: RefSeq, a predicted model, not a curated record